This is a messenger RNA of Oncorhynchus tshawytscha (Chinook salmon), 875 nucleotides long. RefSeq names its product myosin phosphatase Rho-interacting protein-like. Gene Ontology annotation, cellular component: actin cytoskeleton. The coding region runs from base 11 to 325 and encodes 104 amino acids. The record is from RefSeq and is a predicted model, not a curated record. Gene Ontology annotation, molecular function: actin filament binding. NCBI's taxonomy places the organism in Eukaryota, Metazoa, Chordata, Actinopteri, Salmoniformes, Salmonidae. The transcript has 3 exons. Gene Ontology annotation, biological process: actin filament organization.
CAGGAGUCUGAUGUGUGUGCAGCUGGAGAUCUCCCUGCGUGUGAAGGAGUCAGAGGUGCAGUGCCUCAAGCAGAAGAUCACCUCGCUCAAGGAUGAACUCCAGACAGCCCACAGGGAUAAGAGGUAUGCAACAGAGACGUACAAGGACAUCUACACAGAGCUAAGCAUCAUGAGGGCCAAGGCAGAGAGAGACCUGGGACAUCUCAGGGAGAACCUGAGGUUGGCCCACAAAGCACUAGGAGAGCUCUCACCUGCAGUGGACACAGAUAAUAAUGGUAUACAUGACAUUAAGAUGGUGGCCCGGCCUUCAGGGAUUCAGAGAUGAACCACUGAUGUGAAAACGACAAGGUGUUGAGUGCUGCCACUCUGAGGUCAAAACCUGCAUGACAGCCAAGUCUCGCUGGAUGUUUCCCCAACCACCUCUGGUUUUGGCAGCAUCACUAGUCUGUAUCGUACAGAUGUCAUUCAUUGCGUAAUACAGACAAUUUGUGAAUAACCUCAUUCUGUUAUGUGUCUUAAUAAUAUUGGAUGUAUCUGAAUCCUCUGACUGUUAUCUGUGCAGUUUGCUGUAGUAUGUCAGUUAGUCCUUUAGAUUUUGAAUAACCCUUGACGUUCUGUCCAUUUCUUACACAAAUGAAAGAAAGGGGCUCUAAUUAGAAGUCAUCUUGUACAGUGGUGCAGCAUAACCCUAUAGAGAUCUCCUUUGGGUACACAUGUAUAAUACAUAUCUGAAACAUCUGUUUUGCCCUUUCAUGGGCCUUUACAGUGUCUCUUAGGGGUGUGGUUGCCCAUUAUUCUUCCUCAUACAUGCACUUUGACCUCUCAAUACUGGAGCCAACUAGUUGGUUUUAAUCUUUAUACUAGAGGCAACUAUU